ACCACAAAUAAUAAGUGAAUAUCAGUCCAUCAACAAUCUUAUACACUUGCCAUAAUAUUUUGGAUUUAAAUGAUAACAAUAUAUAUGUUCAUUUAUAGAAUGGUCCAUGAUUUUCUAAUACCACAAACACCACCGCCGAUGACACCACCACCAUCACAAAAGCCGCCAACGUAACCAAACCCGGAUGCCAAAGCCAAUGUGGAAACGUAACCAUUCCAUAUCCCUUCGGCAUCGGUCCUGGUUGCUUUCUGAGCGAAUGGUUCGAAGUAACAUGCAACACCACUUUCAACCCUCCAAAACCCUUCUUCGGUCGUCUCCAAGUUCUUGAAAUCUCCGAUUCCACUUUCCGAAUCACUAACAAAGUGGCAAGUUCAUGUUACGAUCCAUUCGGAAAUCUCACAAAAACAAUCCCGUUUGGACAAAUCUAGGCUGGACUUCACCCUACACGUUCUCCCAGAAAAACCAGUUCACCGUAAUCGGAUGCGAUGAUUUCGCCUUGUUCUUAGGCCCAAAACAAGCAGAUUUCACCAGCGGUUGCAUCACAUUGUGUUCAUGACCUGAGGAGGUGGUCAACGGGUCGUGCACCGGCGUCGGAUGCUGCAAAACAUCGAUACCAAAAGGACUCAAAUACUACUACACUGAUGUUGCUAGUAUGGUGUCUAAUCACACCACAGUUUGGUGUUUUGAUCCUUGUACUUACGCGUUUAUGGGUGAGGAAGAACGGUUUACAUUUCGUGGGGUGUCGGAUUUUAAGGACCCGGAUUUCAUUAACAGGACCAGGGCUAAUGUUCCGAUAUUGGUGGACUGGGUGGUCGGGAACUUGAGCUGCAGCGAGGCUAGAAACGCCGGCGUCUUGGCAUGCCAAGCAAAUGCUUAUUGUAUCGAUUCUGAUACCGGAGCUCUGGGAUACAGAUGCAAUUGUAAUCAAGGCUAUCAGGGUCAACCAUAUCUUGAUCCAGGCUGUCAAGAUAUCAAUGAAUGUGAAGAUCCCAACAGUAAUGUGUGCGACGGGAUCUGCACCAACACUCCCGGAGGUUAUUCGUGUUCUUGCAAAGAUGGCUACGUUGUAGAUGGAUUUAGCAACGGUCGAGGUUGCAUUGCUGAAACUUCGGAGUUCCCAGUUAUUAAAUUCUCCCUAGGUAUGGGAUUUGGUUUUAUGGCCCUUUUAGUCGGAAUAACAUGGCUGUAUUUUGCCUUCAAGAAGAGGAGUCUUAUCAAACGCCGACAAAAACUGUUUCAGCAAAACGGUGGUUUACUUCUGAAACAAAGAAUCAUAAGCAACGAAGGCAGCGUUGACUCAACAAAAGUGUUCACUGCCGUAGAGUUAGAAAAAGCCACCAACAACUACGCUGAAGACAGAAUCUUGGGUCGUGGUGGCUAUGGAACUGUAUACAAAGUUCAUCAUGGAAGUCAUUAUCUUAACACAAGUCAAUCAUCGGAAUGUUGUCAAGCUCUUGGGAUGUGUUUGGAGAGUGAGGUCCCGUUGCUAGUUUAUGAAUAUGUUUCAAAUGGAACUCUCUUUAAUCAUAUUCAUGAUAAAGGCACAAGUUGGUUAUCAUUGGAGAAUCGUUUAAGAGUAGCUGCAGAAUCGGCUGGUGCACUUUCAUAUCUUCAUUCAGCAACAUCAACCCCCGUGAUUCAUCGAGACGUGAAGUCUGCAAACAUAUUAUUAGACAAAAAUUAUACAACAAAAAUCGCGGAUUUUGGGGCAUCAAGAUUAGUCCCCAUAGAUCAAACACAAGUUACAACACUAGCUCAAGGAACUUUAGGGUACUUGGAUUCUGAAUACUUCCACACAAGUCAGUUAACUGAAAAGAGCGAUGUUUAUAGCUUUGUAGUUGUGUUAGCUGAGCUUUUAACAGGGAGAAAACUGUUGUGUAUGGAAAGAUCCGAGGAAGAAAGGAAUUUGACGACGUAUUUUGUAAUGGCGCUAAAAGAAAACCGUUUGUUUCAAAUUCUUGAUCCUAGAGUUGUAAGGGAAGGAAGCCUAGAUCAACUUCAGGAUGGUGAGCUUGUGAAAAGAUGUGUUAAGCUUACGAGUGAUGAGCGACCUACGAUGAAAGAAGUGGCCACUCAACUUCAAGGUUUGCGGAAGUUUACUCAACAUCCAUGGGCGAAUCAAGGGGAUGAAGAAAACACGAGCUUGAUACACACCAAGAAAGAACAAGAGGAUCUUUAUGGUGUGUCGAUUAAUCCGUAUUCUACUACAGUUGCACUCUCUUCGGGUUUUAAUAUCGAUAGCAGUCUCGUUUAUUCAACACAUGUUCCCCGAUGA
This is a messenger RNA of Lactuca virosa, 2275 nucleotides long. The record is from the annotation of a GenBank genome assembly. Lineage: Eukaryota; Viridiplantae; Streptophyta; Magnoliopsida; Asterales; Asteraceae.